GUUGAGUGUUGACUUAAUAAUAAUAUGGUUUAUUUACAAUUGCAUCUGGAGAUGAUUGAAAGUAUGGUUUGUGAGGCAUUGUUUUUUUGGUGGUAGGACGCUUCAUGACAGUGAGGAUUUCGUGAAGAGGAAUGCUGUUUAAAAAAAAAAAACGUAGGUAUUUAUAUUUACAGGCCGCUGAGUUCGAACAAGCUCAAAUAUUUAUUUCACGUUUCACUAAACUUCCGAAGUUGCGAAGCGAAACGUGACCGCGAUGAGUUUGAUCAAUAAUGGAGUUACCAAAACAACGUAAAAAGCGAAAAAAAAAAAACAUUCCCAGAACUCUACGUAUUAAUUGAAUUCCUAUAAAUAUAAUGGCCGGUAAAGGAAAAGGAAAGAAAAAGGAAAAGAAAGAUGCAGAUGAAGGUGGAGACAAAAAGAAAUCCAAGAAGGGGGCUCCGCGUGGGAAAAAAGGCAAAUCCAAAGGCCGUUGCAAUGUUGACAUGCUGACCGAGGCUGCUAUGGACAAUGUGUACUACGCGUGCCAUAACGUACAGGAAUUGCUCCAGGCUAGAGGAUUCCAUCCACCAGACUUCAAUAAGAAGAAGAAAAAAGGGAAACGUUAAUGUAAAUUGUGGGUUUAAAAGCAAAAUAUCGGAGGUGCUUUUUGCAAAAGUCGUUUAAUAAA
This is a messenger RNA of Bombyx mori (domestic silkworm), 667 nucleotides long. Its product is annotated as small lysine-rich protein 1. The record is from RefSeq and is a predicted model, not a curated record. NCBI's taxonomy places the organism in Eukaryota, Metazoa, Arthropoda, Insecta, Lepidoptera, Bombycidae. The transcript has 2 exons. The coding region runs from base 354 to 605 and encodes 83 amino acids.